CACGAGGUAGGUCUCCAUAUAAAUAUGGAGGUUCUGCCAAACACUGAUUAGUACCUGUAAUAUAAUUUAUGUGUCUCUUAACAGGAUGUACAAAGAAUAGGGGCAAUGGCUAAGAAAAGGAAGGCAACGUAUGUAGGGAGUGGAAAGGAAAACUCUAAGCCACAGGUUGGUAAAGAUAUAUCAAAAUUGGCAUCGGCACAACGUGCGCAACGGGAAAGAGAACGAAACCUAAAGCAAAGCACUACUCAACGAUCAGAACAACACCUGCUAUGGGAUACUAGGACACAACCUCUACACGAAAUAAAUAUCGGGGCUACCCGUGAUGAGCACUGUGCCAACAUUGGCAACAACCUCCAUAUUCGUGAGGAUACACAAAGGGCGAACACAAUUGCUCAGGCAAGGCAGAAGUCAAGUUAUGCAGAUAAGGGGAAAGGACUUCUCACCUAUGCUAUUGAAAAAGAUUCUUUGGUAUUAUUCCUGCACAAUGCUUUGUGUCUUUCCAAAAAGUCUGUUGUGUGGAUUAUUUGGAGUUUAAACAAAUUUGAAAUUAUGUGCCAUAAUUAUUAUUUACCUAACAAGUUUAUAGGAAAAUUGAGCAUUUGUCUUCAACAACCAUUACCACUGAAACCAAAUCCAGAUGUAUAUACUGAAAACUUAUCUUUGAACAAGAUUUGGCAAUCCAACUUUAGAGGAUUUGUCAGAGAAAUGCUUCCUAAUGUAGGUAUUGAGACGACUCAGUUUGAAGGCAUAGUUCGUUAUGAAGCAGGGGUUGGUGUUGCAGAUGGGAGAAACUGCAUAAGAGAGCUACGGAGAAAUAUUGCAAGAUGUGAGGUCCUCCUGCUAUUACUAGAGGGAGAUGAGAAUAGAGGAUUUGAUUAUGGUAAGAAGUGGAAAGAGAUACGAAUGGGUUGA
Rhododendron vialii is the source of this 912-nucleotide messenger RNA. RefSeq lists its product as uncharacterized. The coding region runs from base 106 to 912 and encodes 268 amino acids. Lineage: Eukaryota; Viridiplantae; Streptophyta; Magnoliopsida; Ericales; Ericaceae. The record is from RefSeq and is a predicted model, not a curated record. The transcript is spliced from 9 exons.